CUCAUCUCUCUCUCUCUCUCUCGUUAAUGAAAAAGCUGCACGUAGGCAAGAGAAUACAUAAAUAAACCGUGAGAAUACGAACCGACAUUUUUAACACCUUCAGAAACUAAACACUUCCAAAUCUCUCUUGUAUGAAAAACCCAUGCCCUAGAUCCAUGCCUUCCAUUAACUGUACUCUCCGGACUCUUAACUCACUUUCAGUGGACAGAGUCUAACCGACACACAUGAAAGAGUCAUUUCAAGGUACUCUGUAUUGAACCCCACUCAUUUUUUCCUUGCAAUUCUCCCUGAUUUAUGGUUAUGUAUUAAUUGUGAAUAAGAAAUAAUGAGUUUGUUUAAUUUGUUCCGUAUGGUAGAGAAUUGCUGAUGCAUGAAUUUGGUUGAGUUGAAUGUUGGGUUAAAGCUUGUUUCUUAGGUCGGAUAUUGGUUGUGAUGAACAGGGAAAAAGAAGAAGAAUUUUUUGGUUUCUGAAUUAGUUUGUUUCAUUUAUUUCACAUGAUAAAUUGGUGAUGUAUGUAUGAGUUGGGGGAGUGGCAUAUUGUGCUAGAAGUUGGGUUGUUGGUUGGGUUUUGAUUUUCAUGAACACGGCAGAAGAGGAACUUCUGGAAAUGGGCGGUUAUAUGGGUGUCAAAAUUUGAUUUUGGGAGGUGGGAUUUACUGGAUUUUUGUUGUUUCGGUCUAUAAUGGGCGGUUUUUGCUGUAAGCCCUCUGCGAUUGAAGACAGUAGGCAGAGUCCGAUAGAGAGGUUAUCGAGUAAGAACCCCUCGGAUUUGCGGGUGCCGAGGGCGAUUUCGUCAAGGAGAGAUGAAAAUUAUAGAGUGAAGGAUGGUUCGGAGAGUAAUGAUGGGAGGACAUUGUUGAUUGAUAAAAAUGCGAAUGGUUCGGCUCGGUUACAUGGUGAGAAGUUUGAGAGAAAACGGGAGAACACUGAUUAUAUUGUGGCCACACACCAUCCUGGUAUGGGCAGCAUCCCAAAAGCUGCUGAAGGGGAACAGGUUGCGUCGGGGUGGCCCCCGUGGCUGGCUGCAGUUGCUGGCGAAGCUAUCAGAGGAUGGUUACCAAGACGGGCGGAUUCUUUCGAGAAGCUGGAUAAAAUUGGUCAGGGUACUUACAGUAAUGUUUAUCGUGCACGCGAUCUAGAUCAAGGGAAGAUUGUUGCUUUGAAGAAAGUAAGGUUUGAUAACCUGGAGCCUGAGAGUGUUCGUUUCAUGGCAAGGGAAAUUCACAUUCUGCGUAGGCUUGAUCAUCCAAAUAUAAUAAAAUUGGAAGGGCUCGUUACAUCUAGGAUGUCUUGCAGUUUGUACCUUGUUUUUGAGUACAUGGAGCAUGAUCUAGCGGGCCUCGCAUCGCACCCUGGUCUUAAGUUUACAGAGUCACAGGUUAAAUGUUACACACAGCAGCUCUUACGUGGACUUGACCAUUGUCAUAGUCAUGGUGUUCUGCAUCGUGAUAUUAAAGGUUCCAACCUUCUUAUUGACAACAAUGGCAUUUUGAAGAUUGCAGACUGGGGUCUGGCAAGUUUAUUUGAUCCUCAUCAAAGUCAGCCUCUGACGAGCCGUGUUGUGACCCUUUGGUACAGGCCACCUGAGCUUCUGCUUGGUGCCACUUAUUACGAUGCUGCUGUGGAUUUAUGGAGUACUGGUUGUAUACUAGCUGAAUUAUAUGCUGGCAAGCCUAUCAUGCCUGGAAGAACAGAGGGUUCUGCCUUGGGGUUCACACAAAAGGUGGCUGGCCUUUUAUGUUCCAGAAGUCUUUUUAGGAUUGUAGUUAGAAAAUUUAGAGGCUUCUACCAUCAGGCAGAAAUGGCUAGUGGAAGGAUUGUCGAGCAGUUACAUAAAAUUUUCAAACUUUGUGGUUCUCCAUCAGAGGAGUACUGGAGAAAAUCAAAGCUACCUCACGCAACCAUUUUCAAGCCCCAACAACCUUAUAGACGCUGUGUUGCAGAAACAUUUAAAGACUUCCCUGGACCGGCAUUAGCUCUGAUGGAGACCCUACUUAGAAUAGAUCCUGCUGAUCGUAAAUCUGCGGCAUCUGCUCUGAAGAGUGAGUUCUUCACAACCAAACCACUUCCUUGUGAUCCAUCAAGCUUGCCAAAGUAUCCUCCCAGCAAAGAGUUUGAUGCAAAAGUUCGGGAUGAAGAAGCUAGAAGACAAGCGGCAUGUGGAAGCAAAGGUCACAGAUAUGACCUUGAAAGGAGAGGAACAAGAGAGUCCCGAGCCAUUCCAGCUCCCGAUGCCAAUGCCGAAUUAGUCUUGUCAAUGAAGAAACGACAAGGUCAGUCCAAUUCCAAGAGCCGGAGUGAGCUGUUCAACCCUCAUGCAGAAGAAGUUGCUUCUGGCUUUCCGAUUGACCCACCCAGACCAUCCCAAGCUGUUGAAGAAGCAAUCGAUGAUCCCCAGAGGCAUCUUCAUAAGAGAGCUUCCCAUUCUGGGCCGUUGGUUAAACGGGCUGCCUGGGUAAAGUCUGGAAAGAACGUGGAAGAUGCUCCAAAGAUGUCAAAUGGGGCCGACUUAUCGACAAUGUCUGGUUUAGUGGCUGCAAGGAGGGCUUUGUUGUCUGAAGAUUGCAGGGAGAAGGCUGGUCCUGCGGAACAGGAUGUUCCAAAACUAAUUGGCAGGUUUCCGGGAUCUUUCAAGGACGUAUCCAAUUCUAUGGUAAAGCAUGAUCCAAAGAAUCACGCGGCUGUUGGAUCUCAUCAAAAUGAGGAAGGAAGAACCAGCAACAAAGAUUCAAUUCUUCUUGGGUACGGAUCAAAGGGAAACAAACUUCACUACUCUGGUCCACUGCUAGUUCCAUCGGGCAAAGUGGAUCAAAUGCUGAAAGAGCAUGAUCGUCAAAUCCAAGAAGCUGCAAGACGAGCACGCCUGGACAAGGCAAAAGUGAGAACAGUACAGGUCGAGGGAAACCAGUUGUCAACCAAUUCAUUAUUUGUUUCUGGUCGUUGAGCUGGCUUUAAAGGAUAAGAAGAAAGGUCAUCACAGAAUUUCUCUGUGAUUCUCUUGUAAAACGACUUGUUUGAUUUUGUAUAGAGUUCUUCCACGAAUGAUGGGGUAGGGGUUCAUUUUUUAGCUGAUCAUAGAGUACACUAGGAAAUCUCUCUCUCUCUCCAGCAACCGCAGUUACUAAAAUAUGAGUCAUUCUUGUAGAGCUUAUUGGGAUGUAGCUGUAAACAUAAUAAUUGUUACUUUGAUCACACUACUGGUAGUUAGGCA
Messenger RNA from Ilex paraguariensis (yerba mate), 3212 nucleotides. The record is from the annotation of a GenBank genome assembly. Lineage: Eukaryota; Viridiplantae; Streptophyta; Magnoliopsida; Aquifoliales; Aquifoliaceae.